CAGUUAAAUUGGAAACCACUAGGGACACAACACCGGCAGCCUGACACUUUUAUUGAGCCAGUCUGUGACAGUGUCAUCAGCUCUAGCUUACUGUAGCCAACUUAAAGCUACGUCUUAUUCAGCUAAUGCUAACAGCAGUUCUAGCUAAUGUUACGUCUGUCUGUCUGUGAUAGAUCUGUGAUAGAUCUGUGAUACGUGACUAAACAUCACACCGAGAAACCCUGCGUCAGGUCAGUUCAACUUUAACACACUGAGCUCUGCACAGAUAGUCUGCAAGUAAAGGAAACGCUCUCUGAAGUUCACCUAACGUUACACUUCAUUGAAGCAUAGUGCAAACUAAAGGAAGAGCUACUGAGCCUUCGGACCUGAAGAUGACAUCCAAGAAGGUGAUCGAGGUGUUCUACGAUGUGGUCUCUCCUUAUUCUUGGCUUGGCUUUGAGGUCAUGUGUCGCUACAGACAUGUGUGGAAUAUAGAGCUCAAACUUCGCCCUGCUUUUCUGGGUGGCAUCAUGCAAGGAGCAGGGAACAAGCCUCCUGGUCUGGUUCCAAACAAAUUCAUGUACAUGAAGAAGGACCUAACCCGCUUGUCAGAGUAUUUUGGUGUUCCCUUGCAAAAGCCAUCCGAACCCUUUGAGGCCAUGUUCCAAAAAGGUAUAUACGAGCAACACCCUCGUUUGCGCUCCUUGUCUGCAAUGCGAUUUGUGACAGCAGUACAGGAGAGGGAGAAGGGUGGAGACAAACAGGUGGAGCAGGUGUCCCGGGAGCUGUGGAGAAGGAUCUGGACUGAGGACAAAGACAUCACUGAACCUGCGUCACUAGCUGAGGCAGCGAUGAAAGCAGGACUGUCUGACAGCGACAUUGAAGAGGCGCUGAAGCUGUACACCUCGAAGGAGAUCAAAGACAAGCUGAAAAAUGCAACACAGGAUGCACUUAAUCAUGGGGCAUUUGGGUUCCCCAUGGUGGUGUGUCACAUAAAUGGAAAGCCAGAGAUGUUUUUUGGGUCUGACAGAUUUGAGCUCAUGGCACACUGCAUCGGGGAGAAGUGGCUGGGACCUCAGCCCAACAAAUCAGCUGCCAAGUUGUGAGAGACAAAGCUGCCUUCAGACACUACUGACAAGAUGUCCAAGGUGUGACCCUCCUCUUUCCCAAUGAGAGCUGGGAUACGCUCCACCCACUGGGAACACUAAACAGGAUGUGGGUAUUGAUAAUGGAUGGAUGGAUGGAUUAACCUUUUGUUAUGAAAUGCCGCUUAAUACUUCCAGGGGGAAAUAUUUUACUUUUUAAUUACAUUACCUACACCACUUAUUAGACAGCUCCAGUUACUAGUUUAUUUUCAGAUUAAGAUUUUGCAUAAAAAUGGGUAAGACUAUGAAAUACUUAGCAUUUAUAUAUUCAGCCAGUGGGUCUCAAUCUUUUUGGCUUGUGGCCCUCAGAAAAAUGGUGUCUGAUUGGGGCCCCUUGUCAUUUUUUAUUUUUUAGCAGUUCCAUCAAAAAAAACAUUUCACUUUAAAACUGCACAGAUAGUUUUUUUUUUUUUAAAUGAACGUUUAUUUUGACUUAUUUAAGCUUCAAACACUUGUGUUUGAAACUUAAUGAGGUCAAAUUCUCCAGUACUUAAUGGAUAAAUCAGGUUUGAGAAAACUCUACAAAAUGAAAAAUCUGUGUAGCAGAACUUUGUUCUUUAUUCUUUCCUCUCCCAUUCAUCCUCUCAUGACCCCUCAGAUUUAUCGUGUGACCCUUUUGAUAGGUCAAAAAUGGGAACCACUGGACUAAACUCAAUAGAUAUAAUUACAGUUUUUCUAAAUUGUUUACACACAAAUACUGGUACUUGAGACACAAUGACCACAACAUGUAACUCAUGCACCAACCCCCUGAACCAAUUCUGCUGAACUACAAGCACAAUUCCUGCUUCACGCUCAAAUUGCAGUUCUAAAACACAUUUUUUUCAAAACACUACACACAAUUCUCUGCAUUUGGCACAAUUUUCAUGAAGAAAAUCUCUUGUUUUCACAAAGAACACACUGUCAUUCAAAAUUCUAAAGUUAAUUGCCCUACUAUGCACACUGACUCAUCACAUGGGCAAACACCUGUCACACAGUUUUACAAUUAGCAAUCAGAGCUUUAGCAUAAAGGGCAACAGGUGAGCUUUUCUGUUUUGGAGCAAUGGAUGCCAACACUGGAAACAGAGGCAGAGCCAGAGCCAGAGGAGUGAGAGUAAGAGGAGGAGGACGGGGAGGACGAAGGAAGGCCAAGGACCCUAAUCUCUGAUGAGAUCCGAGCCGCUUUUUCUGCCUGGAGAUGGAAAGUGUAUGACCGAAAUCCACAAACGCGUAUACCCCUUCUCUAAGCUAUGGUAGAUGCAUGUGGAGAUAUAGCAGUUUAUGCUUUUCAUGGCUGGAUUUGCCAUGCUAGGCAAUAUUUCCCCCACUGCUUGGCCAGGGAAAACAUUGCUUGUGAUGUGGAUGAGGUGCUGUGUCCAAACUGAAACAGAAGAGAGGAUGCAGCAUAGUUUUGUUUUUUUUACUGUAACUGUAUACAGUAAAUUCUUCUGUUGUUUUGUAUGUAGACCACUGUAUGUGCAGCUUUGUGUUGGUUGGAAUGUACACUGUGUACAUUGUUUUUGUGGGAAAAAUAAAAUAUAUUUGUUACCGUGUA
This is a messenger RNA of Epinephelus lanceolatus (giant grouper), 2655 nucleotides long. The record is from RefSeq and is a predicted model, not a curated record. Lineage: Eukaryota; Metazoa; Chordata; Actinopteri; Perciformes; Serranidae.